CUAUUUAUUCAGUGGACUCGAGCAGCUACAAGCAGAUCGCGCAGAGCUCGAACGCGGUCUCCAUCGACAUGGACCUGCUGCAGGUGGGCUCGGAGCCGGUGGGCGUCCGCUGCCCGCACUGUCAGGAAGACAUCAUGACGCGGGCCUCCUACCGGAACAACACCACCACGCAUCUCGUCGCCGUCAUACUGGGGAUAUUCUUUUGGUGGUUAUGUUGCUGCGUGGUCCCGUAUGUAACGAAGAGGUGGAAGGACGUACACCACAGCUGCCCCAGCUGCCGGAAAUACUUAGGGGUUUAUACUCGGAAGACAAUCUUAUAAAAAGUCUAGUCAGUGAGUUAACUAUAUCGGUACUGCGAACCUGCGUACCUACUAGUACUGAAAAGUACUGUGAAUGUAAAUCCGAAUACACCAUACAAUUAAUACGGCAAGAGUACUCAGAGAAUGAGUAGGUAGUGCUAGUGAAAUGAAUACACAUUACCUACUCCUUUUCCCGAAAAAUGAGGCUUAAUACUUUUCUGUUCGACAUUGACGACUGAGGUGAUGUAAAUAAGACUAACAAGCAAAACGUUACAUUUUUUUUUAGCCCGA
Messenger RNA from Cydia fagiglandana, 590 nucleotides. RefSeq names its product cell death-inducing p53-target protein 1 homolog. Bases 69 to 320 code for a protein of 83 amino acids. The record is from RefSeq and is a predicted model, not a curated record. Lineage: Eukaryota; Metazoa; Arthropoda; Insecta; Lepidoptera; Tortricidae. The transcript is spliced from 2 exons. Gene Ontology annotation, molecular function: zinc ion binding.